UGCCUAGGCUUCCUUGUAGCCUCAAUCACGCGGGUAGUGAAGUUAAUUUCAUUAACACUUAACACCCCUUUGUCCCCUGGCUCAGGGCUAGGAGCCGGCGAGGCUGCCGAGGCAGCUGCCCCCAGGAUCGGGGGAGGGGGAGAGCCCGGGACACACGGACGGAGCCUAGCUGCUGUUCACCCCCUCAGUAGUGGUAGCACCGGGCGGCCAGCUCGCUGCGCCGGAUCCCUCCCAGCUGCGCUGGGGAGCCCAGGCCGCCUCCCACGCCCUCUGCCCCGGAUUGGAGGACUCCACAAGCGCCGUGCCUGGCGGGCAAGAGCAGCGCAGCGCUCGCGGCGCGGCUCCGGCUGCCCUGGGCUGGGAAGAGCUCGAGCUGCGGCGGGGAGCCGGCAGGAUGAUAGUGACACAAAUUGAAGCCAAAGAAGCCUGUGACUGGCUGAGGGCUGCUGGUUUCCCCCAAUAUGCUCAGUUAUUUGAAGACAUGCAGUUUCCUAUUGACAUCAAAACUGUGAGGAAAGAUCAUGAAUUUUUAGAUCGAGAUGCUAUUGAUUCUCUGUACAGACGGUUAAAUACACUGAACAAGUGUGCAGCACUGAAAGUGGAAAUAAGUCGUCAGAGAAAACGGAGUGAUGAAUCUGAAGACGAUGAACCUUGUGCAAUAAGUAACAAAUGGGCUUAUGAGAGGUGCAGUCAGAGAUGGUCUCGCCUGGAGAGCAUAGAAGGUUUCCCUGAAAAAGAGUCUAGUGCAUCAGUCCCAGACAGUCCAAGACUUAAGAGCACUGGUAGUGAGGAGAUAUCCUUUUCAGACCAAGGAGAGAAGCAUGAUGUGUCUUCAAUUCACAGUACUAGCAGUGGGGACAGUGACAUUAUCAGCUUCCCUAAGACUUUUGAGGAUGUUGAGACCAGCACUAGUUCUUCAAGGUGUUCAUCAAGUAAACUGGCCUCUCCUGACUCUACUUUUAGUUGUUCUCCUUCUCCUAGUGAGUUCUUAAACAUCAUCAGCGAGGAGAAGCUUUUGGAUAAGCCACCACAAAAAAAGGGGAAGAGCUUUCUAAAGAAAAUGGAGAAACUGCGCAUAAGGAGUUCCAGUGUAAAGAGAGCUGCCCAGUCAAAGGCCAAACCCACUAUUGGUGAACCUGUUCUUCUGGAGGGACUGGACGAAGAGAAGCUGAAGAACCUUAAUUCUGUAGAUAUUUGUGACCUAUCUGACUGCCAGAUGAAAAAGAAUUCUUCCUAUUCUCCCCACACUUGCAGCAGCAGCAGCCAGUCUGAAACCAGCAGCACAGUGAGCACUCCGAGUCCUGUUAUCAAAGUCAGGAGCUAUGCUAAACGGGGAGGCAUGUAUGCGGAAGACUCCGACUCUAGCAAGCUCUCUCUGUGGAACGAUGUAUCUGAGCAAAACUUAAAAAAUGAAAUAAAUUUGCAUGCAAACCAAAUGUUUCACGUACCACAAGGCCAUAAGCCUGGGACUUUCCCCAAAGCACUUACAAACAGUUUCUUAUCUCCAACAGACAACACUUCUGUGAACUGGAGAACUGGAAGUUUUCAUGGAUGUAGGCGGAACAGAAUUAGAACUAGUUCUAAAGAGUCUGAGACCCCUCUGAGUCCUCUGUCGUUUAUAGAUAACAGGAUGAGUAUCUAUGACAAUGUGCCCAGCAUUCCUGUUCAUCUUAAUAAGAUGGAGACGCCGGAAGUUAGUGACGACGAUGUUUUUUCAGAACUAGACAAUGUUAUGGAACAUGUCAAUGGGCUCAGAAAGUUGGUCAAUCAGUGGACUGAGAAGUUCUCAGAUGAUGGAGACUCUGAUUUUGCGAACGACUCAACCUCUCCGUGUCCAUCUUCCCCUAAAGAAAUCCACCUUGAGAUAAAAAAGCAUUCAGAAGAGAAAUUGGCAGAUCUACCAGCUGCUGAUGGAAAACAGAACUGCAAGCAUGGCAAUGACCUUGAUUCCCCAGAACUGGCAUAUAUAACCGAUUCAGAGAUGGGAUCCUCAUUCUCACAUUCCAACAGACAUGAGAGGCGACACUGGUCUGCAGAGGAGACUGUAAACUUGGAAAGCCUUUCUGUACAAAUUGAUAACCAGUCAGCAGCCCACCUAAACCGAAUACAGAAACUGGCUUUGUUGAAACUCACUGCUUUAAUGGACAAAUACUCUCCUUCCAGUAAACAGGGCUGGAACUGGACCGUUCCGAAGUUCAUUAGAAAAAUCAAAGCCCCAGACUAUAAGGACAAAAAUGUAUUUGGGGUCCCAUUACUGCUAAAUGUUCAGCGAACAAGCCAUCCACUUCCAAAGAGCAUUAUCCAGGCCAUGGAGUACUUAAGAAGCCACUUUCUUGACCAGGUUGGCCUGUUCAGAAAAUCAGGCGUUAAAUCUAGGAUCCUUUCUUUAAGGGAAAUGAAUGAAAAUGACCCAAACAAUGUAAUGUAUGAAGGGCAGUCGGCGUUUGAUGUGGCAGAUAUGGUAAAGCAGUAUUUCCGAGAUCUUCCUGAGCCUAUAUUCACUAGCAAGCUUUGUGAAUCCUUCCUCCACAUCUAUCAGUAUUUGCCAAAGGAUCAACAGUUUCAUGCAGUCCAGGCUGCCAUUCUUCUGCUCCCAGACGAAAAUCGGGAAGCUCUGAAAAUUCUUCUCUUCUUUCUCCGAGAUGUAGUUGCUUUUGUUGAGGAAAACCAGAUGACUCCGACCAACAUUGCAGUCUGUCUCGCGCCAUCCUUGUUUCAUCUCAAUACUUUAAGGAGAGAGAGUUCAUCAUCAUCUAGGUCCAGCCAGAGGAAGUACAGCCUGGGAAAACCAGACCAGAGAGAUUUGAACGAAAAUCUGGCAGCCACCCAAGGCCUGGCCCACAUGAUCAUGGAGUGCAACAGACUCUUCCAGAUGCCUGACUAUUGCCUGGAUCAGUGUUGUGAUGACUUAUGUGAACAGAAUGGCCUGAGUGAAAAGGCUUCUAAUCAGACCGCCUCAAUGAGGCACUCCAUGCUGGUUUCCCUUGAGAACUCCAUGCAGGACUUGCUGCGAGAUGCCAAGGAAAAGUUCAAGAGCUGGGUUACUGCUUCAAACUUGGAACGUGUGGAAUUGGCAAAUAAAAAGGUGGAAGAUAAUUACCACGUCCGGUUAUGGAAGGCAUCCACUGAAAUCAGUGCCGCUCCUAAAGUAAUCCUUCAACGCAUACUGACAGAGCAGCAUCUGUGGGACCCAAGUCUGCAGCAGGCUAAAAUCCUAGAGACCUGGGAUGAUGAAACAGAUGUUUAUCACUAUACAACAGAAAGCAUGUCACCCCUCCUGCCGCGGGAUUAUGUGGUUUUGAGGACUUGGAGGACUGAUCCCCAAAGUGGCACCUGUAUUUUGGCAGCUACCUCAGUUGACAGUGAAGGAGCUACUCUGCAUGGGAUUUUGGCCCAUGUCCUUUUGUGUCAGUAUCUCAUAGAACCAGUUGGCUCCCAGAAAUCCAAAGUGACUCACGUCUGCCGGACAGACACGAGGGGACGAACAACAGAAUGGUACAACAGAGUUUUUGGUCAUAUGUGUGCUGCAGAACUGAUGAGGAUAAAAGACUCCUUCAAACCUCUCAGGAAUGACACAAAGGAAAUGAAAAUCUAAAGCACCUGGUUCUAAACAGAGACUGGUGCGGAGGCAUGAACUGCUCCUCUGCUAUCAUUUUAAAAGCUAUAGACUCAAUAGACUUGCCUAUAUUUUAAAACUAAUAAACCAAGAAGUAAUUUGUAAUGGCCUAUAAUGUAAUGUAAAAUAGUAAUGUUAUAAAGCUGCUUUUUUUCUUUUUCCAGUUUCAGGAAGCUGUUCUUGAACUGGCUGCACAGAGAUAGCUAAAAGGUCAAAUGUGUGUAUGUAUAUAUACGAAAUUAUAAAAUGCAAUUGUUACAUCCAGGAAAGACAAAAUAUGCUGGUUCAAAAUUAUAGUUAUAAAGUAAGUUAUUAAACUAAAAAUAUGGUAUUUUUCCAAAUACGCAUUAAGUAUUUUAUAAGAUGUAGACUUUUAUGCAUUCUAGAGUAUUAUGUCUCUUGAAUUUUCUUUUUAUUGAAUAAGGUGGUGGAGAUGUGAAGUUAAUUUUAACCUCUUUACAGUUGAAAAUAGGCCUGAAAACCUAUGCCUUUUACUAGAGGGAGCUAAAUACUUUAGCAUGUGUUGUUAACUCUCUUGAUACUUCCUUUUUACAUAAUAAAAAACCAAAUCUGGUGGGGGUGGUUGUUUAAUGUGAUGGGUAGAGUUCCUGCAUUUGAGAAUAUUGCCUACUUUUACCAUGGUGAAGCUUUAGGAAUACAUUUCAAUUGUUAAAUAACGGUCAUAAGUCAACCUAACCAAGCUAACUUCUAAGCAGAAAUUAUGUGAAUGGACUAUCAAAAACCAGGUUCUGCAUUUAACCUGCAACUUAUGUCACUUGAGCUCAAUCGUAGGCAUUGUGCUUGUCUUCUGAACUCCAGUCAUGGUUAAACAUUCCUUAUGUACCUUUAAUAAGCUGCUCAUCCUGAAAACCAAAAAGUGUGUGUACACAGAUAAUUAAGGUGCUACUCCUAGGGGUAAAUGUUUUAUACAGCUGGUGGGGGGGGGGGGGAAGGGGGGAAGUGUUCUUGUAAAACUAACUUGUCCUUGAUUUAUGAUGUCUUGGACCUCAUUCAUAGUUGCAGGUGUGAUUUAGAGUUGCUUAGGUGUAUGCCAUGCAAAGUAGCAAUGUUACAUCCUUACACUCAUGGUGGUGUGAAUGUUAUCAGUGUCUUACCAACAGCAAGUAGAAGUUCUGAACAGUGUAUCACCAAUAGAUUUCUUAGUGCUACAUAAGAGCUGGGAUAUCCGGACAGCGUAGUAGUCAAUACCUCUGAGCUAGUGUGGUUGAACAUAACUAGAGCGGUAAAGCACAGGUAGGAACUGAAGAGACAGUCAAAUGAAAGAGAGUUCCACUUAAUUACAUCCCAUAAUGACUGACAGCUAAAACGUGACUGCUUGUAUCAAAAUGCUGUACGUGUAAAUACUAAGAUAAGUGUGGUAUUGAAUGAGUAUAAUGAUAUAAUAGACAUCACAGCACUGUGGUGGAAGGAUGACAAUCAAUGGGACACAGUAAGAGGAAGGUACACAAUAUAUAGGAACGAGAGAUGAGGUAGUGCUGAUGGAGCAGGGCCUACUGCUGGUACAUGUGCAAGAAAGAAUAAGGGCAAAUACAAUAAAAAUCUUAAAUGAAUCAAAUUGUAACAGACUUUCUCUGGCUAAAAAUUCUAUGCUUCACUAAUAAAAUAUUCCUACUGCUAUAUUCUUACCUCGUACCUGUCCAAGAUGGUGAUUGUGAAAUGGUUUGGGAGAAAGAUUAUAAAAAUAGAAAACUGAGUAAUAAUGGAAGAGUUUAACUAUCCCCAAUUUGACUGGGUACAGGUCACCUCAGGCUGGGAAGCAAAGACAAUAAUUGGUGGUGUCAAAAAACUGCUUCAUGGAGCAGCUAGUUCUGGAACCGAGAAGGGGAGAAGCAAAUGUUGAUUUAGUCCUAAAUUGAGCAUGUGUGGCAAAGAGGUGAAUAUUGCUGAAAGACUUGCUGAUAGCAACCAUAAUAUAAAUUUAACAACAGGGGGGAGAGGGUAGGAGGGGACACACACAAGCCCACUGUAGUAGCAUUUAAUUUUAGAAAAGGGAAUUCCAUAAAAGGAAGCUAGUUCACUCUAAAUUAAAAGGAACAGCCACAACAGUGAAAUGUGUGCAAAUGGUAUGGAAAUCUUUUAAAUACACCAUAAUUGAGGUCCCAAAUGAAAAAAACAUAGUAAGAGGACCAACAAAGUAAAUGUGGUAAAAGCAAAAAAAAAAA
Molecule: messenger RNA, 5799 nt
Organism: Chrysemys picta bellii (western painted turtle)
Lineage: Eukaryota; Metazoa; Chordata; Testudines; Emydidae
Product: rho GTPase-activating protein 7-like
Biological process (GO): actin cytoskeleton organization; signal transduction; regulation of Rho protein signal transduction
Molecular function (GO): lipid binding; protein binding; GTPase activator activity
Source: RefSeq, a predicted model, not a curated record